AUGUCCUUGAGUCAUCCAUCAGGACAGGUAGAAGGUGUUCCGAGCCGUAAAACUUUUUCAACACCUCUAAAUCGGAAUAUUUUAAAGAAAAAAAUGGCUUUAGUUCUGCGUAAUAUGCUGCGAGGAGUAGCCAGGAGGGUUCAAGUUCGUAGUUAUGCUGAUGCACCUAAAGAAGGAGAAAUGGCUCUUACGUUUGCAGCUGGUAAUAAGGUAUUCUUUGACAAACAAAUUGUAAAACAAAUUGAUGUACCAUCAUUUAGUGGAGCUUUUGGUAUCCUGCCUAAACACGUCCCUACUUUAGCUGUCCUCAGGCCUGGCGUGGUUACAGUGAUUGAAAAUGACGGCAAACAAAGCAAGAUUUUUGUUUCAUCUGGCACCAUCACUGUAAAUGAUGAUUCCUCAGUUCAGGUACUUGCUGAAGAGGCGCACCCGCUAGAGAGCCUGGACCGCGGCGCGGCGCAGGAGGCACUCAGCAAGGCGCAGUCAGAACUCAACUCUGCUGCCAAUGAACAGGCUAAGGCUGAGGCUGCUAUCGCUGUGGAGGUAGCUGAAGAAAUUGUGAAAGCUGCAUCGGCG
Molecule: messenger RNA, 576 nt
Organism: Brenthis ino (lesser marbled fritillary)
Lineage: Eukaryota; Metazoa; Arthropoda; Insecta; Lepidoptera; Nymphalidae
Source: the annotation of a GenBank genome assembly